This is a messenger RNA of Rhinolophus ferrumequinum (greater horseshoe bat), 3462 nucleotides long. RefSeq names its product ethylmalonyl-CoA decarboxylase 1 (gene ECHDC1). The transcript is spliced from 6 exons. Gene Ontology annotation, biological process: fatty acid beta-oxidation. The record is from RefSeq and is a predicted model, not a curated record. NCBI's taxonomy places the organism in Eukaryota, Metazoa, Chordata, Mammalia, Chiroptera, Rhinolophidae. Gene Ontology annotation, molecular function: enoyl-CoA hydratase activity. Gene Ontology annotation, cellular component: cytosol. Bases 1078 to 2001 code for a protein of 307 amino acids.
AGCCGGUGACAUUUUCGAAAGAGUAGGGAGGCAUCAUUUCAACGCACUAAUUUAAAUUCUGAAUACUUGCCAGACCCUGUGCUAAGUAGUGUUACCAAAAACAAAAACGAAAGAAAACAAUGUCGGUGAUGCAAACAAAUGUAUUUAUUUUCAGUCUCCUUUCGGAGAAUUGCAAAAUGAGGCAGAAGGCCCAGAGCUUUUACAGGAUAAAGAAUCAAGAAAAAGGAAGAGACAGAAAAUAUCGGAUUGGCCGGGGCCACAUCGUCACCCUUGUUUAACAUUGAGUUGGCCUGGCUUUGAGGUGUUGGCUGAUUCAGUAGACUGCAUGUCUGGUCAAACGGAGCAUUUACAGGAUGGCAAAGUUAUCUAAGUUUUGUUUUGCUGAUGGGCCACCCUGAACAGGAGCAACUUCAUCUUGGACCUAGAAAUUCAACAGUAGGUCAUGUUCCCAGGGACCUGUGUAAUUUUCCUUCUCACUCCCUAUGUGUUAAAUCAUCCUGCUUAACUAAAACUUACAUCAUUUGCUUUGUGCAGCCAACUUUCCAACACCAAAAAAAUGGCCAACUCAGUUUUGGAAUAUGUUCUUUCAUUCUAGAUUUUUUUUGAGCCUCAUUAAUACUUUUACUGCUACACAUACACAGGAGUCACAAAUGUAGGGGAUUAAAACCACAGAUUACUUAAAUUACUUACACGUUGCAAUGGCUGAUAAGGACCUUGAGAGAAAAAUCUAAAUCGACGUUCUCACUCCUUUUUUCCCCUCAUUUUCACAUCUGAGAACCUGCUGUUUACCAACUAUCGCUCUCGGUGCUAGAAGUACAGAGAUAAACUGGACACGGGCAGGGAUAACAGAGGACUCCUGUGAAGAAUUAUAACUCUCUUGGAAGAAAUAAGCUUUGAAGGAAGGAAAGAUAUAAUUUGUGAAAUGUACUGAGGGAGGGAGGAGCAUAGUAAUCAAAUCAAACAGUUGAUCUUUUCUUCAGACUUAACUGGUGUCACCUGAAAGAUGAGUGCGUAAUAAUAGGUGAGACACAGGCAGUGAUCAUCAGUCCACUAAGAGAAACCAGCUUGCAAAGAGGAAUGGAAUCGACAGAGGAAAUGGCAGGGAGUCUUUUGAAGACAUCAUCUAUGUCUCUAAGGACAAAAUUGCUUCAUCCAGUGGGAUUGUCACUUUAUAAUACGUCUCAUGGCUUCCAUGAAGAAGAAGUGAAAAGAAAACUUCAGCAGUUUCCUGGUGGAUCCAUUGACCUUCAGAAGAAAGAUAAUGGCAUUGGCAUUCUUACUCUGAACAAUCCAAGUAAAAAGAAUGCCUUCUCGGGUGCUAUGAUUCUACAACUUUUGGAAAAAGUGAUUGAAUUGGAAAAUUGGACAGAGGGAAAAGGUCUCAUUGUUCGUGGGGCAAAAAAUACUUUCUCCUCAGGAUCUGAUCUGAAUGCUGUGAAAGCACUAGGAACUCCAGAGGAUGGAAUGGCCUUAUGUAUGUUCAUGCAAAACACCUUAACAAGAUUUAUGAGACUUCCUUUAAUAAGUGUUGCACUGAUUCAAGGUUGGGCAUUGGGUGGAGGAGCAGAAUUUCUUACAGCAUGUGAUUUCAGAUUGAUGACUAGAGAGAGUGAGAUCAGAUUUGUUCACAAGGAGAUGGGCAUAAUACCAAGCUGGGGUGGUGCUACCCGGCUGGUUAAAAUUAUCGGCAGUAGACAAGCUCUCAAAGUGUUAAGUGGGGCCCUCAAACUGGAUUCCCAAAAAGCUUUAAACCUAGGAAUGGUCGAAGAGGUCUUGCAGUCUUCUGAUGAAAAUGAGUGUCUAGAAGAGGCACAAGAAUGGCUAAAGCAGUUUAUCCAAGGGCCACCGGAAGUAAUUAGAGCUUUGAAAAAAUGUGUUUCUGCAGGCAGAGAGCUUUGUUUAGAGGAGGCAUUACAGACUGAAAGAGAUCUUUUAGGAACACUUUGGGGUGGACCUGCAAAUUUAGAAGCUAUUGCUAGGAAAGGAAGAUUUUGUAAAUAGUCCUUUUUAAACAUGAUGUACAAUUCCAACAAUUAAUAUGUGAAGUUUAAUGAUAUUAAAUGAGUGUCAGCAUUCCUUUGAAGGGUACUACUAGUAUUUGGUGUUUUUAGUAAUUUUUUGAAUUCCUAAACUCAUUGGCUUAGUUUUCAGGAGCUCCCCCCUUACCUGCAGGUAACACGUUCCAUGACCCCCAGUGGAUGCCUGCAACCAAGGACAGUACUGAAUGCUUGCUAUGUUUAGUUUUUCCCUUUACUUACAUGCCUAUGCUCAAGUUUAAUUUAUAAAUUUAAGAGCACAGUAAGAGAUUAAUAAAACAAUUAUAACAAUAUAUUGUAAUGAGUUACGUGAACGUGGUCGCUCAGAAUGUUUAUACUGUCCUCACCUUUGCACUUAUAGGAAGCACUUUGCAGCUUCUCUUUGGCAUAUCCAAAUUGCCAGCCUCACUACUCUUGCGCUUUGGGGCCAUUAAGUGUAAUAAAAGUUACUUAAACACAAGCACUAUGAUACUGUGAAAGUCUGAUGACCGAGACAGCUCAGUGACUAAUGGAUGGGUUGUGUAUACAGUGCAGCUCCGGCUAGGCAGAGGGAUUCAUGUUCCGGGUAGGAUGGAGCAGGACAACGUGAAAUUUCAUCAUGCUGCUAAGAAUGGCAUGCAAUUUAAAACAUGAUUUAUGGAAUUUUCCAUUUAAUAUUUUCUGACUGCAAUUCACUGUAGGUAACUAAAACCUCGGAAAGUAAAACCACAAUUGUGGGGGGGGAACUACUGUAUUUGGGUAUUUACUAAGUAAAUGUGGAAUACCUGGCUAAAAUAUACAAUACUUUUGGCUUAAAAACUACUACCAAUUUCCCAAAUUUCCAUACUAGUUUUUAGCCUAAUAACCAAAGACCAGUUUUUAAAAGGAAAAACUUCUACACAAAAUCUAUUCCUGGGUUUAUUUUUCUUAGCUCUUUGUUCUGUCUUACCUGAAAAUAAUUUACAAAUAAUAAUAAUGAAGUUUGCAGUUAAAGAACAAAAAUGGAGACAAGAAGAAAAGUUAUGAUCAAUCAGUUCCUUCUACUUUAAGCAGCUGGAGUAAAGAUGUCAUGCAGAAAUGGCCCUUUUUAAAAAUAAAGAUGCUCCCUACUUUACCCCCUUACAAAUUUGGAGCCUUAUUUGAUCUAAUAAUUAGUUUUCAAUUUUAAAUUAUCUGCUAAACGAUAGCCACCAUCUGGAAAGUCUAUCUACUGAAACGAAAUUGGCCAUUCAUUUGUGUGCCCUGGAAUUUCCAAACUACUAGUAAGUUCUACUGUUUGUGUAGUAUAUUAACUUUACAUCAAAACUGCCUAAGACUUCAAAGGGACGCGUGAAGCAUUCUGUAGCAUUUGCAUUUUACAUCAGAUUUCUAUUUUUUUCUGAAAAAUAACUGGCCGCCUUUUACAACUAGCUUUCUUUGAAAAGUAAAUAAAAAUGUAUAACUUAAA